Messenger RNA from Scylla paramamosain (green mud crab), 5842 nucleotides. RefSeq lists its product as uncharacterized. The transcript is spliced from 14 exons. Bases 936 to 3074 code for a protein of 712 amino acids. NCBI's taxonomy places the organism in Eukaryota, Metazoa, Arthropoda, Malacostraca, Decapoda, Portunidae. The record is from RefSeq and is a predicted model, not a curated record.
CAUUUAAUCCACAGGUGCGGAAUUUGAAUGCCUGGCCAUGGUGGUGGUGGUGGUGGUGGUGGUGGUGGUGGUGCCAAAGGGAAGAGUGCCAAGGCUUAGGAUUCAGUGCCAAGGAAAACCGGGAGUGCCAAUUUUGAAGAUCAUCCUGGGUCACGAGGGAUCACACGGGGUCAGGUACUCACCCAUUGCUGGUCACCUCUGCCUUGUUGACGCAGACGGCGGUGAAUCUGUCCUGCAGGAGGCAAACUUCCUUCCUGCCGCACCUCAGCAGGCCGCACAGGGCGUCUGGAAUGGCACAGCUGCUACAACAAAACAACAACAACAACAACAACAACAACUACUGUAGCGAAGAAAACGGAGAAUCUUAAGCUGAGGUGCUGGCGAGCGAGCGAGCAAGAGGGAGGACGGAAGGUACAGAGGUGGGAAGUGAAGGGAACGAGAGGCAAAACAUCCCACGCGUUCCCAAUUGUUUUCUUCUGGCCUGCGAUGUCACAAGAUCACAUUAAGAAGGAACAAGGCAAGCUGUACGUUCCCAGGCGCAAAGGGGACAGUGAAGGAGCGAGGUGGAGUGAGAGGACGAGGGGAAAAAACAAGAGAAAAUGUGUUGGAAGGAUUGAAACAAGAAGAGGUGGUGGAAGAGAAGGAGGACAAGAUGUGUGGGUGCUAAGGUCGUCUGUCCAGUCUCUCUAUGGGGAAGGAUAACAACUGAUCUUCUGAAGGCUUCCAAUACUCAGGGACGAGGGGUGGGUGUUCUGAGUGUGUUCCCUGACCUGGUAACACUGCCGAGGGGGAUGGAAAGGUGAGCUUGGUACCUGUGUGUGUAUAUGUAGCACAGUGUUGCCUCGUACCUGUGAGGCGUUUCCCCGCCCCUGCUGCAUCCCCCGGUGGACUCAGGCUCGGGGGAAAGCACGUGCUGAGUGAACUCAUGAUGCAGGAUGGACACAGACUGCCUACAGGAAGAGAUUAGUGUUGCCCCUGAGAGGACGCCAGCAGUGAGCACCAGCCCUGAGCUUCCUCGCAGAGAAGACAGGGAUGCCGGAGGGACACAGCACAGCACACACCAAUGGAAUGGCAAGGGAGAGGGUGGGGAGAUCAGCACGGCGUCCCGGAUAGAGGCGGCCAAGCGCUCCCUAGAGAAAGCUAUGAAUGGGGACACCACAGGGAGGAGCACCAAGGAUGAGGAGGACUUCCCAUCAGUCUCAGAAGUAAAGGCACUGAGGGAAGCUGGCCUCACCUCCUCACCCUCUCCACAUUUCAAAAGCUCGUACGCCAAGUCAUUGGCGGACUCAUACAGACGUGCAAGCAUACCUGUUGUCAUAUCGUCUCCAAAAGGACAGUUCUACUUCAAAAAUGACGAAUUUUUGAGCUUAAGUUCAAGACCAGUGAGACGUACAGACAGCAGCCAUGAAAAAUACCACAGCUUUAGCAUGAAUGGUGACAGCAAGGCAGUGUUGGCUCAGAACCAGGAGCCCCAGUCACUCCCUCCCAUCAUAGACUCACAUGAAUUGAAAAAACACCUGGAGACUGAAAAAAGCAAGGGAAAAUCAAUGCAUAGCUUCCCAGACAACGGUGUGUUUGGAAGACUCCUGGAGCAAGAUGUGUUUGUGCCUCAUGAGAAACUCCAGCACAUCCAGGAGGAGGUUGGUGGCAGCCUGACCAUUGAGGACUGGAAUAAUCUUGGCUCUGUCUCCACAAGUGAUGGCAGGAAGCUUGUGAAACUCUCAGACAUAAGUGCACUACUGAGGCAGCAGGAACAGGAAGGCAGGACUCAGAAUGGCCACUCACAACUCACCGGUUCUGGAAAGGACUCUCAGGUGGAGAGCCUGCUGGUAGAGCGUGGCCAGCUGGGGGACAGAGUGGACCAGCUCUGCCGUGUCCUGGCUGACCGGGACUCCACCAUUCAGCAACUGGAGGAGGACCUGCUGCGGGUCAGAAUGGAGUGCCAGCGUCUUAUGGUGGACAACCGCAGCCUGAAGAGCAGCGUGGGGCCAGCAGCCAGCCAGACACACCCUGCAGGGACAGACUCCUCUCCACAGGUGUCACAGCUCCAGCAGCAAGUGCAACUGCUUACUGCACAGCUCAGCAAGGCUGAGCAGAGCCGCCACACAUAUGAGGCAGCCACCAGGCAGCUUGUGGACUUCCUUCAUACUGUAAACUCCACCCUGAACAAUGCUAGCCACCUGUACCCUAGCCACAGUCCCACCAUCAGCCCCACGUGCUCCAUCAACUCCUCUGCCAGCACCACCACCACUAAGACCUCCUCAAGCGUCCCUGCCGAGGCCGAGGAUGACCCUCCCUACAGGUUGGGUCGGCCCAGCACACCGCCAGUGGAUGCACCUGCCUCCCACUCCACACCAGCACACAGGAGGAAUGCAGAGGCCAUGAAGAAGGCAGGCAGUGUGUGGGCACUGCCGACUCAUAACCAUCAGCACAAAAAGGUGAGCCGGGCUGCCAGCACCCAUUGUGUAGCGACUGCUGCCUCAAGCUACCAUAGCGAGCCCACAGCAGCAGCAGCCGCCUCCCCAGGGCACGAGAGAACACGGCCCCUCACCACAGACUUCCUUGCUUCCCGUGCCAGGGAACUCCUCACCUCACUCAAGUCUCUCAUGAGAAGCGACAGUGUUUUGAAGCUCAACUUGGAACCAAAGAAAUCAACCAGUGGGAGGAACAGACACAGCAGCAGCAGAAGUGCAAAGACUGACAGCACUCCUACACCUGACACUGAGGUGCCAGCCAAGACCCCCACUAUCAUAACAAACCCCCAGAGUGAUGAGGCUGAAGGCUGCAGGCGACCCACCACCCUCAGCCUGCCUGGUGGUGUGGUGGGGAGGGAGAGAACCAACACCAUGCAGAGUGAAACCAAUGCUAGUCCAACAGUAAGUCAAAACCCUGAUGCCGUGAGUACAGCCACAACGCCACCCCCAAGAAUUGGCACGGGUAAGACCAGAGAAGACACACUCCUGCCCCAGACGUCUGCAGUGAAUGGUAACUCACAGCCACUAAGGCAUAUCUUACACCAUGGAACAGAGAAAAAAACUGCUGAACUAUAUACUUAUAAACUACACCCAAAAUGAAGAUUGACUUCUGUCAUUACACAAAAAACAACACAGGCAUGGAGGUGGUACAGAGAUAUUGUCUGUACAAGGAGCUGUUGGUGAAGCUGGGGCUUGAAGAUUACCACCAAGGCUUACAAAUAGGGAUUAUAGAGGAAAAGUGCAACAUAACCACUGUCACAUGCUCAUGCACUCACCCGCUCACUCACUCACUCACACUGGGAGCACUUUUCCUACUAAUGUACCUAAGGUGGACUUUUGGUUUUAGUCAUCUGUACAUUGUUUUCUCAGGAAACUGUGGCUGUAAUGUGAUUAUUCAGAUAUACAUUAUGACUCAGAAGUGGCUCCUAAUGGCCAUUUUACUGCCACUGUUCCUUGAAAAACAAUCCAAAGGAGAUAACAACCUAUCAUAUGAAUCUAGGACUCCCUUGAUGGCUCACAGGGACUUUUUCAUCAGGGAUAAAGGUGUUAUUUUCUGCCAGCCUAACCUUGGCCAGGAUAAGCUAAGCCAUUGCAGGACAGUGGACAGCAAGACUCCUCUUUGGCCUGCUGCCUUAACUCUCUGCACAUCUCCCAACAGCCUCAUGGUGGUUGGUGAACACCCCUGCACCUCAGGCGACAGCCGCUUCUCUUCCCUCCCAAUCCGCAACCACCUCUCAAGAACCCUCACUGACGCGGACCAGCGGCUGGUGUGGGUGUAACUCAGACCACGGAUGUGUGGUGGUGGUGGUGGUGGUGGUGGUGGUUGCCUCUUAAGCAUGAAUCUCAAGGGCUGUGGAUGGUUUUGGACUGACAUGUGUCCAAGGUGCAGCAUCCUUACCUGAAUCUCUCAGUGUUAUGGCUGCUUUGGUGUUUAACAUUUAUGGGUGUCAUUUUUUGUCACCUAUUUAUUGAUGUUAUAUUUAUUUUCACUAUAUGACCUUUGCUGCACACAUAGGACUGUCUGUCUGUAUGCCAGGAUGACAUCCCUCAGAGGGGCAUUGCUGAGAUCAGGAAUACAGUCACAGAAUUUUACCAUCACAGCUCCAAUGUGUGGCCAGGCCAUGUUCCUCUCACCACAGAGGGAAUGGCAGUUGUUACUGUUUGCAGGAAGUGCUCCUUGCAGCCAGUCAUUGUCUCCAGUUGGUACUGGGUUGUGGUACUUCAGGUUUCUGUUAGGAAAAUUAAGUUUGUGCUCAUAAAGUUUCUAGAACAAUCAUGGGUAAAGUUAACCUUAUGUUCUAAGUAUUUGUGUUUUAAUAAAAGAAGAAUUGUUGCUGUUCAGAAUUAAGGUUUGAACAAAAGAAAACAGUGCUGGUCCUCCUAUCUCUCUGUGCCUUGCUUCUGUGCUGGAAGACCUCAGCAAGGGAUGACUGUGGUAGAAGUGCUGCCAAGUUACCUUGCUUGUAUCUCUUCACACACUACAUCACACCUCACCUCUCCCACCCUCUGUCUGUCCUCUUGAUAUGUUAUUAUGCUGUCCUAUACAUUCCAAAGAUGUCUCCCACUCAUUUUCCCCUUUUCUUUAUUCCCAAACAUCAAAAAAAAAUUGUCUUUAUCCACCCUCUAGAUACUACACCAUCCCAUAUUAUUAUUUUCUUUUCUUUCUGCAUUCAUUUUAGAAUUCCUUAGCUUCUAAAGGAUAUUCAUCCAUAUUUAUCUCACAGACUUCUCUUCCACAGUGGACAUUCAGUUUCCCAAUGGCUGACCAGCUUUCUUAUUUGAGUUUUAUAUUCCAUUACUUGAAAUAAGCAAGGGAGGCAUGAACUGGAAGUGAGGUGACAUCUGCCUCACCACACAGACCAAGAGCACAUUAGAAGAAUGGUUUUCUGAACAUUUUUCAGCUGACAUUCCUGUUUGUCUCAAUCAUUACAAAUAAUUCAUUGGCCAGUGAGUCACAGUGGAGUACCAGACUCAUUUGAGGUAUUGAUCUCCACUUGUAGUGAAUGCAGUUCUAAGCAAGUCUGAUGUUGUCAUGCUUGGUGCAGGUUUCAGAAUUUUUAUUUCACCUGGCACCUGAAAGUGGUGCAUGCCUCUUGUACAGGAAAGGAAAAAAGAUUAGGAUGGACAGGAUGUUGCAAUGAGACAGCCAAGAGUACAGAUUGUCAAAGGCAUGUGUACUUAUUGUGUCUUCUUUAUGAAACUUCCAGAGCAGCUGAUGUCUUCUCUUCUGAUGGUGACUUCUGAACCUCAGUUCAGAUCAACUUCCAGUGACCUUAUAUAUACAUGUUUUUGUUUAUAGACUAAUUAUAAGAGUAUUUAGUUUCCUAGAAAGGAACAUACUGUAUGAAUACAAGAGGUGGACUGUGUACUUGGUUCUACAAAGCCAAGCCAAGGUGUGAGAACUUGUUGGUGAAGAUUUCAGUGACACACUGUGUGUCUUACUGGUGGUGUGUUGUGUUGGUACUUGCACUGCACAGCUGCUGAAGAGAGUAUCACCUUCCAUACCUAGGGCAGGUGGAUUAAAAAUGGGAGGUGCUCAGACACACUCAUGUAUUACUUCAGAUGAUACAUGAAUUCAAAAUUAAAUUCUCACAGCAAAAAUUACAACUAUGCCUUUUGCAUGGGAUUGGUUGGUCAUUACCCAACAGUGGCCAGAUUCUUGCCUGUGUGUGCCCCAGUACUUUCUUGAUCAGCUGUGUUGCAAUUAUUCCUUAGUCGUAGAAAUGUGAAACAUGUUAAGUUUUAUCAAGCUUGAUAUGAUGUUCAGCAAGAACUGAUUUUAAAAACAAAGGAUCUACAGUUGACAUGUAAAUAAAUGCAUAAUUUUAUUUAUGUAUUAUAUCAUGUAAGAAUGACAUUCUAAGACA